GGUUGGAGGGGGAAAUCAUAACCUCUACAUGGAAACUCUCUAUUGGAGAUUAUCAAAAUGGCGUGUUACGGUAGUUGAACGAAUAGUUUGGAUCAUAUUUUGGUGUCGUAUAGUGCUAAAUUCUUCGUUGUCAAAAUUCUUAUAUGUAGAAAAUUCAAUUCUCCUGUCGCGAGAAUUAUUGAGGUAAAAAAGGAAAAGGAAUAUUAUGACACUAUUUUCGCGGAUCUCAUCGUAGGUAGUUUUGUUUCAUCUCGUAUUGCAAGGUACAAACUCGAUAAUGCAGGAAAUCCUUCUGGCAGCAUUCUCCGUGAUAUCGAGUCUACUGAUCGUAUUUGGCCUCGUAUUAUUGGGCUGGUACUUAGUUUGGAAGUUCUUCCUUUCACGAUUCCGAUUUGUUCGUGAAUUACUCGGUGGAAUGAGCGAGUCUUCAUCGGUCAAUGAUUUGAAGAAUGGUCGAUCUCGUAUAAAGAAAGUUCGUCGUGAUUAAGUUCUACAUUGUGUUCCAUUGUAAAAGAAUCGGCUGGUGAAAAAAAGAAAAAAGAAAGAAAAAAAAAAGAAAAAGGAAAAAGAAAAGAAAAAUAAACCUUCUACAAGAAAAGUAUUAAUCAGGAUUAUCUAAUCUGGAAUCGCAUUCAAAGAGAAAACAUCAAAAUGUCUAUAAAUAUACGCUGUGCAAACACGGAUGAUUUAUUGAACAUACAACAUUGCAAUUUGCAAUGUUUACCUGAAAAUUAUCAAAUGAAAUAUUACCUAUAUCAUGCUUUAUCUUGGCCACAAUUAAGUUACGUAGCAGAAGAUGAAAAAGGAAGGAUAGUGGGAUAUGUUCUGGCCAAGAUGGAAGAAGAUUGUGAAGAUAAUCCACAUGGACACAUAACCAGUUUAGCUGUGAAACGAUCUCACAGAAGGCUUGGUAUUGCACAAAAACUUAUGAAUCAAGCUUCCAGAGCAAUGGUGGAGUGCUUUGGUGCAAAUUAUGUUUCAUUACAUGUACGUAGAAGCAAUCGAGCGGCUUUAAAUCUUUACAUAAGCAGUUUAAAUUUUGAGAUCUCCGAAGUCGAACCGAAAUAUUAUGCGGAUGGUGAAGAUGCGUAUGCCAUGAAGCGUGAUCUUAAAUUUUUCCAUUUGGAAAAAGAAGAAGUAUUUAAAGAUGCUUAUACGGACAUUCAUUCAGGGAGAUGCUGCGAUCAUUCAUAGUUGGAUUGGAAUAUUUAUAUAUGCUUGUAUAUAAAUUGAUCAUCGAACAAAUUGUGGUGUAUUACGUUAACAUUAACACCAUAGUAUUUUGUGUCAUUUUCAAUCAAGAAUCACACAUGGAAAAACAAAAACAAGAAAAAGAAAAAACGAAAAUGUUGAAUGGUUUAUUUUAACCGACUGAAUGUUCUACCAAUGUGUCAUGGAGAAAAUUAAAAGAAAAAAAAA
Vespa mandarinia (Asian giant hornet) is the source of this 1419-nucleotide messenger RNA. Its product is annotated as small integral membrane protein 13-like. NCBI's taxonomy places the organism in Eukaryota, Metazoa, Arthropoda, Insecta, Hymenoptera, Vespidae. The record is from RefSeq and is a predicted model, not a curated record.